AUGCGAUCGCUAUUGCUAUCGCCUUUGAUUGCCUUGUCGUUGGCCGCUUCCGUCUUUGCUGCUCCUCCGGUCAAGAAUGAUGCGCCCGCCCUUCCGCCCGCCAACUUUGCCCGCGAUGCCGCCCUGAAUGCUGCAAGAGAUGCCCCCGACGCUCCAGCAUCGCCUGCAAAGGAUCCCGAAGUCAAGGGCGAAACGAAAAAGGCCCCUGUGACCGAUGGCGCCGAUGCUGGUCCUAAGGGAACUGUCUUCAAUGGUGUCGACGUCCCUCCGAUCACCGAGCUCAGCGGCACCACAUUCGAUAAGGACAUUGAAAAAGGAACGUGGCUGGUUGAGUUCUUCUCGCCCUACUGCCACCAUUGCAAGGCUUUUGCACCCACAUGGCAGACUUUACACGAAUUUUACUACACCUCGGACCCUCUCCCUGCCUCCAACAAGGAUUCGCCCGACUCUCUCAAUUCUUUCACCCGCUACUACGAUUUCAAGUUUGCCAAGCUCGACUGUGUCGCCUUUGGCUCAAAAUGUGGCGAUCACAACGUAAACUCCUACCCUUCCGUUGUUCAGUUCAAGGACGGUAAAGAGGUGGCCCGCAAGGUUGGUGCUUUGGACAUUAAAGAGGAGGCCAAGUGGAUCGAAAGUAUGCUUGAGACCAUCAAGCCCGGUUCAAGACAAAAGGACGGUCCCAAGCUUCCCAAGGUUGGAGCUUCGUCUUCGCCAGACUUCAAGGGUGCCGCUGUCGUUGGCCCUGCUAAGGAAGCAGAUGCCAUCGCUGAAGCCACCAAGUCUACUACUUCCGUUACCCCUACCAAAUCUCUGCUCAAGGCCACCAAGAUCGCAAAGGAGACUCCCAACCCCGCUGGGACUUCUGUCCCUCUGACUGCCGAAAGCUUCCAACAAAAGGUUACGACCACCCACGACCCCUGGUUCAUCAAGUUCUACGCACCUUGGUGCCAUCACUGUCAAGCCAUGGCUCCUAGCUGGCACGCCAUGGCACGCGACAUGAAGGGCAAAUUGAACGUCGGCGAGGUCAACUGCGAGGUUGAGCGUCGUUUGUGUAAGGACGUCAACGUCAAGGGCUACCCCACCUUGAUCUACUUUCAGGCUGGUGAGCGUAUCGAGUAUGAAGGUCUGCGCGGUCUUGGUGACCUCAUUAGCUACGCAAACAAGGCUGUCUCGGCCGGUGAUGGUGUUGUUGACGUUGACGCUGCUGCAUUCGAAGCUCUCGAGGAGAACGAAGAGGUUAUUUUCCUCUACUUCUACGAUCACGCGACCACUAGCGAGGACUUCCAAGCUCUGGAGCGAUUGUUGCUGAGCCUGAUCGGCCACGCCAAAUUGGUCAAGACCCAGGACCCAGCUCUUGCCGCUAGAUACAAGAUCUCCACCUGGCCUCGUUUGAUUGUGUCUAGGGAUGGCAAGCCGACUUACUACACACCUCUGUCUCCCAGAGAUAUGCGCGACUUCCGCAAGGUUUUGGGCUGGAUGCAAGCCAACUGGCUUCCUAUUGUGCCUGAGUUGACAUCUUCGAACGCCCGCGAUAUCAUGGACCACAGACUGGUCGUUCUGGCCAUUCUGAGCCGGGAGCGCAAGGAGGACUUCGUCAUCGCAAAACGCGAACUCAAGAGCGCCGCCCUUGAAUGGAUUGAUAAGGAGAUUCAGGCCUUCCAACUCGAGAGACAGGAGCUCCGUGAUGCAAAGCAACUGCGUAUCGAAGAGGCCGAGGACCGUAACGACCAGCGGGGGCUACGAGCAGCCAAGCAAAUUAGAAUUGACAUGAACGAGAUUGACCGAAAGGAGGUUGGUUUUGCUUGGGUUGAUGGUGUCUUCUGGGAACGUUGGCUGAAGACAACAUUCGGCAUCGAUGUAAAAGACGGAGAGAAGGUGGUUAUCAACGAUGAAGAUAACCAACGUUACUGGGAUCUCACAUCAACCGGCAACCCUAUUGUGCCUUCGCGUGUUUCCAUCCUCGAGACACUGCCCAAAGUGGUGGCAUCUCCACCAAAGAUCAGCCCCAAGCACAAGAACUCGUUCUUUGGGCAUUUGAUUUGGACAGUGCGUAGUGGCAUGUCGCAUCAUCCUCUCAUAACACUUGGGCUGGUAAUCGGACUGCUUGUUGGAGCCAGCAUCUGGGGCAGAGGGCUCAUCAGGAGAGGAAAAGCAUUUGGCAACACAGGGUCUUUCUUUACUGUAGGAGGUAACGAGAAGGACGGGCUACUGGGAGGUGCUGCCACAGGAGGCAAGGUGGACUGA
This is a messenger RNA of Aureobasidium namibiae CBS 147.97, 2244 nucleotides long. RefSeq names its product thioredoxin-like protein. The coding region runs from base 1 to 2244 and encodes 747 amino acids. Lineage: Eukaryota; Fungi; Ascomycota; Dothideomycetes; Dothideales; Saccotheciaceae. The transcript has 2 exons. Gene Ontology annotation, cellular component: endoplasmic reticulum. Gene Ontology annotation, molecular function: protein disulfide isomerase activity. The record is from RefSeq and is a predicted model, not a curated record.